Messenger RNA from Oncorhynchus mykiss (rainbow trout), 2692 nucleotides. RefSeq names its product islet cell autoantigen 1. Gene Ontology annotation, molecular function: protein domain specific binding. Gene Ontology annotation, biological process: regulation of transport. Lineage: Eukaryota; Metazoa; Chordata; Actinopteri; Salmoniformes; Salmonidae. Gene Ontology annotation, cellular component: Golgi apparatus. The record is from RefSeq and is a predicted model, not a curated record.
UGGCGCGUUGUUACAUGACGUCAUCGAUCAUUCAGUGCAAGGAUUGUAUUCAACAGAAUGAGAUGCUGAUUAUGCUGUAUAGCCUAGUCAAUAAUAGUAUAAUAAAUGUAUGGACGUUGGCUAUAGCUGAAUGGUAGGCUAUCAACACAGCAAGGUAACCUGACAAAAUGGAGAGGGGAAAUUACGGUGGCUACUCCCGGGAGUAUUUUGACCGCUUUAUUGAAAGCCAAGACUCGUCUGUUGUGAACAAGUUCCAGCAAAAGUACUGGAAAACCAAACAGAAGAUCAUCAAGGUCACGGGAAAGAAAGAGGACGAACAUGUCGUGGCGUCAGACGCAGACCUGGAUGGCAAACUGGAGGUGUUUCACUCUGUCCAGAGAACGUGCAUGGAGCUAUUGAAGGUGAUCGAGCAGUACCAGAGAAGAAUCUGCUUUCUAUCCCAGGAGGAGAAUGAGUUGGGGCGGUUCCUGCGCUCACAGGGCUCCCAGGACCGGACCAGGGCUGGAAAGAUAAUGCAGGCUACCGGGAAGGCUCUCUGCUUCUCCUCCCAGCAGAGGCUGUCUCUGCGUAGUCCUUUGUCUCGCCUCUACCAGGAGGUGGAGACUUUCCGAUACCGGGCCAUCUCUGACACCUGGCUGACGGUGAACCGCAUGGAACAGUCCAGGACGGAAUACCGUGGAGCACUGCUCUGGAUGAAGGAUGUAUCCCAGGAGCUCGAUCCAGACACACACAAACAGAUGGAGAAAUUCCGCAAGGUUCAAGUGCAGGUGCGAACCACUAAAACAAGCUUUGACAAACUGAAGAAUGAUGUCUGCCAGAAAGUCGAUUUAUUAGGAGCCAGCCGCUGUAAUCUGCUUUCUCAUGUUUUAACCACAUACCAGACCACCCUGUUGCACUUCUGGGAGAAGACGUCUCACACUAUGGCUGCCAUUCAUGAGAGCUUUAAGGGCUGCCAGCAAUAUGAGUUCUCUACAAUCAAGAGCCUCCAAGACCCCAUGGAUAAACUGUCAUCUCAGGGAUCGAAGAAAAAGAGGGAGAAGAAAGUCCAAACAGAGACUGAUCUUGAGGAGACUGCAGAUGGCCAACUUAUCUCAAUAGAUCCCAAUGAAGAGUCCAAUGAAGAAGCUCAAACCAAGACACCUUCUGGACAAUUCUUUGAAGAAAUCGACCUUAAUAGACAAAUGACAGGGCCUGAGGAUCUUCUCUCAGCCUUCUCUAGUCAAGAGCAGGAGGAGGGUGGAGAGAGGGACAGCUUGGCCUUGUUGAAUGAGAUUCUGGGCAGCACGUCUCUGGAUGAGGGCGAGUUCUCACAGGAGUGGCAGGAGGUGUUUGGUAAGGGGGACCAGGGGAGCGGAGCCACUAGUAAAGGGGGCCUAGUGGAACCCCAGCAAGAGGAAGACUCCUCCAUCUUCCUCCCAUCUCACCUCCUGGACCAGAACAGGAACAAUCUCCAAUCUUCGCUCUCAGAUUGGGCCACGAGCAUUCCACAGCCCAUCUCCCAGGCAACAGAGCAAUCAUCUGGAGCCAAUCAGAACCCCUCUAGGCCAACAGCAGCAAGAGAGACGCCAGAGACCGCCAAAGACCUUUCAGCCUGGUUUAACCUGUUCGCCGACUUGGACCCUCUGUCGAAUCCAGACGCAGUAGGCAGGAGUGGUCAGGAGCAUGAGCUUCACAACGCAUAGACCUGCGACCUGAUUCACGUCUAGGGAUCCUACGCUAUAAGUUAGCAUAAUGCACAACAAGGUUAUGGUUAUUUUGUUGUUAACAUCUGUUCUAGGGUCAUCUCUCAACCCCUGUCCUACUCCUUACCAUUGAGUUAAACAACAAAUUUACCCUGGACCAGCUGUUAAGGAUGCAUUUACUGCAUCAAUCAAUUGAGCUUGAAAUCAUGAAUUCCAAAAGAAAACAAAUGUUGUCUUUUUAUGUUUGACAUGAUUUAUCAAUGUUUAUACGUUAAGUUGUCAGAGGGUAGAUGCUUUCAACAACCAAAAUAUGUACGAAGGAGUCAAGAUUUUUCAGAAUUAUUGCCUUGUCAUUCGGGUAUACCUGUAAGCCUUCUGGUGGUGACAAUGAGGCCUUUACACCCAUCUCAACAAUAGAAAAAUCAGUAUAAAAGGGUCAAAUAAGUAUCAGUUUUAUCUGAUAGAUCAUACAUUUAUUGCAUGUUGUGUAUUCCUUAUUUAGUCGUGAUUGUACUCACAAUAUGUUACUGUUGACAGUAACAUAUCUAACAUUUGAUUUGAGAUGCCCUGGAAUAAAUUUAAGCACUAGACAGCCGACAAUGUACCUUUUUAAAGACAUUUUCUCAGACGUUUGCGGAAAUCCUAUUCACGGUAACCACUGCACAUGUCGGCUCAAGCGUAAAUGACCUUAGUCUGUUCUAUAGCACGCCUCAGAUUGAAUCCCAGCCUAGGUGUACAUUUAUUAACUAGCUGCACCUUUUCAAGUACACAAUCUGUAUUAUAUUGCUUGGAGAGCAACCUGUGGAAGGGCGAGAAUACAUAUGUUGUAAUUGGUGACUGGUUUUAAGUGUGUAAACAAUGAUUAGAGAAUGAUAUUUACAUUUGAUUAAUUGUUGAGUGCUGAAGAAGCGUGCAUUUUGAUUGUCAGUAAAAAUGUUGCUAAAUGAGACUAACUCAUUAGAAUUAAACUAUUGCCCUUAUCUACAUUAAAGCCUUGUUUAUUCCUGUUA